AUGGCCGGGGCCUCGCCGGCGGCCACGCUGCCGGCCGUGGCGGAGGAGCUCCUGAGCGAGAUGGCGGCGGCGGUGCGGGAGAGCGCGCGCGUUCCUGAUGAGCAUCUAUUAUUGCUGAAGUUUGUCUUUGGCUCAUCAGCCCUCCAGGCCUUGGACCUAGUUGAUCGGCAGUCCGUCACUUUAAUCUCAUCGCCCAGUGGGAGGCAUGUGUACCAGGUACUUGGAAGUUCUGGUAAAACAUACACAUGUUUGGCUUCUUGUCAUUACUGUUCAUGUCCUGCGUUUGCCUUCUCCGUGCUCCGGAAGAGUGACAGCCUACUGUGCAAGCAUCUCUUGGCAGUUUAUCUUAGUCAGGUUAUGGGGAACUGCCAGCAGCUAAGUGUCUCGGAUAAGCAAUUGACCGACAUGUUAUUGAUGAAGAAACAGGAAGCAUAA
Messenger RNA from Pipistrellus nathusii (Nathusius's pipistrelle), 435 nucleotides. NCBI's taxonomy places the organism in Eukaryota, Metazoa, Chordata, Mammalia, Chiroptera, Vespertilionidae. The record is from the annotation of a GenBank genome assembly.